This is a messenger RNA of Dioscorea cayenensis subsp. rotundata (Guinea yam), 2002 nucleotides long. RefSeq names its product L-type lectin-domain containing receptor kinase IX.1-like. Lineage: Eukaryota; Viridiplantae; Streptophyta; Magnoliopsida; Dioscoreales; Dioscoreaceae. Gene Ontology annotation, molecular function: carbohydrate binding; protein kinase activity; ATP binding. The record is from RefSeq and is a predicted model, not a curated record. Gene Ontology annotation, biological process: protein phosphorylation. Gene Ontology annotation, cellular component: plasma membrane.
UUAAAAUGGCAAGAAAACUAACACCUUGUAUUCUAUUCAUCAUCCUCCUCCCUCUCAUCUCUUGCACCACCUUCUCCUUCACCUCUUUCUCACCCAAUGAUAAAUCCAUCAUCAUCUCCAACGGUACCACCAUUUCUGAAAGCUCUAUAAGGCUAACUAGCAGCGAGUUCGGCAGCAACAACGUGUUCAACGGCACUGGCAGAGCUCAGUACUCGGACCUCAUCCAACUCUAUAAAACUUCCACCAAUUCUACCACCAACUUCACCACCUACUUUCAGUUCUCCAUUUUAUUCACUAGCAAUAACUACAACACAUCUUCCGGAGGUUUUGCCUUUUUCUUAUCGGCGGAGAACUCCGAAGUGCCGAACAACUUUGCCGGUGGAUACCUCGGUCUCUUCAACGAAACCAUUGAUGGAGAUCCUUCAAAUCACAUGCUUGCUGUGGAGUUUGACACUUACAAGAAUCAAUGGGAUCCAAGCAACAACCAUGUUGGUAUUAAUGUGAAUUCUAUUGUCUCCAAGGUUAACAAAACUUGGAGCAACACAAUGACUAGUGGCGAUACUUUAGCUGCCACUGUUUCAUAUUUGGAGAGCUCCAAAACUUUAAGUGUUCACUUGAAGGAUCCUCAAGUGCCAGUAGACACUGGCUCACUUAACCUUUCAUAUAAGGUUGAUUUGAAAGAGUUUUUGCCAGAGAAGGUGGUGGUCGGCUUCUCGGCCUCCACUGGUAAUGCCGUUGUUGUCCAGAAGGUAACCAUGUGGAACUUUACUUCGAGCUUGAAUGAUAAAAAUAAUUAUGAAAAUAUUGUAAAGUCAAAGAAGUCAUGGCAAAUUGGUCUUGAAAUAGCUGCAGGAGUCCUUUUACUCUUGUUCAUUUAUCUUUGCUAUAGCUGUUAUAGAAGCAGAUGUCAUAAAGCCAAUACGGAAGAAGAUGAAGAUGAAGAAGAAGAAGAGAAUGAUCUUGAGGAUGAAUCUAUGCAUGAGUACUUCACAAGAGGGACAGGACCAAAGAGAUUCAACUACAAAGAACUAGCUUUAGCAACAAACAACUUCUCUGAGGAAGGAAAGCUAGGACAAGGAGGGUUCGGUGAAGUGUACAAAGGUUUCUUAACUUCUUUAAACAUGGAAGUUGCAGUAAAAAAAAUCUCAAAAAGAUCAAAACAAGGGAGGAAAGAAUAUGUAUCAGAAGUUACAAUAAUAAGCAAGUUGAGACACCAAAAUCUGGUUCAACUUAUGGGUUGGAGCCAUGGAAGAGGAGAAUUCCUCCUUGUCUAUGAGUUCAUGUCGAAAGGUAGCCUUGACACACAUCUUUUUUCUAACAAGAGCUGCCUGCCAUGGCAAGUCAGGUACAAAAUAAGUAUAGGUUUGGCAUCUGCGUUGCUAUAUCUGCAUGAAGAAUGGGAGCAGUGUGUAGUGCAUAGAGAUAUCAAGUCAAGUAAUGUAAUGUUGGAUUCUGAGUUCAAUGCUAGGCUUGGAGAUUUAUGUCUAGCUCGAUUGGGUGAUCAUGAACGAGGACUGCAGACGACAACGGUGGCAGGGACAUGGGGGUACUUGGCACCAGAGUGCUUCAUUACUAAUAAGGCAAGCAAGGAGUCGGAUGUGUAUAGCUUUGGAGUUGUGGCAUUGGAGAUAGCUUGUGGGAGAAGAGCAGUGGAGCAUAACAAUGAAGAAGAUGAGGUUUCAUUGGUGGACUGGGUUUGGAGGUUGAAUGGGGAAGGGAGGGUUUUGGAGGGAGUGGAUAGGAGUUUGGGAAGUGAAUUUGAGAUGAAGGAGAUGAAGAGGUUGAUUGUUGUGGGGUUAUGGUGUGUCCAUCCUGACUAUGAGAAAAGGCCUACAAUGAGGGAGGUGGUCUUGGCUCUUGGGUUUCAAGGGCUUGUGCCAGAGAUUCCUAAGAAGAGGCCUAUGCCAGUGUUUCCCAAUGUUGGGGUUGCUUUGGCUGUUGAUUCUUCUCAUGCUAAUACCCUUUCCAUUACUUGUACUAGUAUUGUUUCUGGUAGAUAAUU